Molecule: messenger RNA, 345 nt
Organism: Exaiptasia diaphana
Lineage: Eukaryota; Metazoa; Cnidaria; Anthozoa; Actiniaria; Aiptasiidae
Product: MAP kinase-activating death domain protein-like
Exons: 3
Coding region: 64-345 (93 amino acids)
Biological process (GO): regulation of Rab protein signal transduction; regulation of apoptotic process
Cellular component (GO): cytosol
Molecular function (GO): guanyl-nucleotide exchange factor activity
Source: RefSeq, a predicted model, not a curated record
CUGACUUGUUCUGUCCAUUGUUCUUUGCAGUGCAAAGCAUUGUAUUACUGCGUUAAAGAAAGCAUGCAGCGAGCGGCAGAACGACUACAAGCCACAAACAAAGGUCCUCAGCUAGGAGGCGACUUCCCAAUCCAGGAUAUGGAAACGGGUGAAAACGGUCAUCUCCAAGUCACCCUUGAAGGCAUUGGUCUGAAGUUUUGCACAAAAAGAGUAAGGAAGAUACUGCUCUCUGCUGAAAUCUUUUAUGAUAUUAUCCAUGGUAUCUAUGUCCGUGCAUUGUCGUUCAUUCUGUCGCCGUCAAAAAGAAGUUGUCGUUGUUUCAGAGUAACUAUACCCUCUCUGUAG